CUAUUCCACUCGGCACCAACGUCACAGGCCAACGCCAACCUCUGUUAGUACAAGGGAACAAGCAGCACUCUUGCAUUGCGGAGCGGAAUUCGAACAGUGCAAUAACAAGCGCGACGAAGGCGCUGACACGGAUAGUACAGGCCGGGUGCAGACGCUGAGCGUGAACCUAUCCAGCGAUAGGUCCGCGCCUCGAACCAGAAACGUCCAAGGCAGAGUCGGUGGGCUGAAACCGGAGCGAGACAAACUCAGAACGCGGGGGACGGAAACGCUGACGCCACACACAACGUCGCGUCAGCCGACUCCACCAAUCUCCCACGCUAAACGGGCACGGCCCGUGCCAUGCAGCGGGAAACCCCCCAAAAUUCCCUUUCGGCCCCCACGCCUCGCCGGCGCUAAACCAGCAGCAACCCCGCCUACUCUUUAGCCCCCCUCCCUCUGUCUGAUGGGCCAAAGUCACGCAUGUUGGCUCCAAGCCAUGGUUCCUCUCAGACCACCCACUCUGCUGCAUACACGUUUUUUGGCGUGCUGGUUCUACAUGCCUAGUCCCAGUGGUUUUAGAUGAACCUAGCGUAUGUUUACUUGCAAGGCAUACAGUGCACGUUGACACCACCCCUGCGUCCAAUACGUACAUGACACAUCCCGUCCAACUGGAUGUUGCACCAACAUGUGUCUCUUGUUGGCCACUUCCAGCCAUGUAUAUGCAUGGCUGAAUAAGGAUAAUCCUGAAUGCAACAUGUUUUGGGUUUCUUUAGUCGGCAUCCAGGCCGCAACAAGCCAAGCAGGAGCACCUUAUCAUAGCUCCGAGGUAGUGCUUGUUGCGACACGACGAUGCUUUGGGUGUACACUUUCGAGGCGCUAACUCACGUCAAGAUUCUUCGUCUCUUUGUAUUUCCGCGCGAGUCGCGUGUUCACCAGGAGGGGCCAGCGGACGAUGUGGAGUGGCAGAAAUUAAUAUCGUCCGGCGUGACGGCACGGCUGGACCUGGAACGACCUGUAGAAUCCAAAGAUCGAAUUGACUUCAAAGAUCCCGUUGACUCAGAAGAUCUGUUAGGCUCGGAAUACCGCUUAGAUUCGCGACUCGCCGGCUCGAAACGCCUCUCUGCCUCUCGGAUCAUCAUCUCUUUGGGACCCCCUGCUCCGGAGUCACCUCACGAACAGGCUCGGCUUGCCGAACCGGCUGCACUCGGCCAGCAGGUUCGGCAGGAUGGUUCGACAGGUUUUGUUUCUGUUGAGGAAUCCGAAAGGGUUGGAAGGCCGCUGCUGUCGAUCGAGAUUCCCUUUGCUCUGCCAUCCACUCCGAGCGGAGUUCCCAAGAGUUUUGAAACAAUCACAGAUGGUGACUCUAGCGAGUGUGACAGCAGCGAGGGGGCAGGGAAGUUCGUUACUGUGCCUGUGAGCGUGCGAGCAGGGCACCUCGAAAUUACCGUUCCGCUUGCGCAGCUGCUCGGAUCGGAUUCAGAUGGAUUCUGGGAGACGCUGGGGAGAUCGGAGGGAGGUCGGGAGGGGGCGGCGAUGAAUGGCGGUGGAUCGGUGGAAGGGAACCGGAAGCAGGAGUUGAGGAAGGAGGAGGAGAUGACUGAAUCCUGCGCUGGUCACGUGCCCUCUCUCCUCUCCUGCCUCUCUGCCAUGGCCCCCGUUCACCUGCACUGCCGCCAUUGCCGCCACCAACUGACCGCCAACCCACUUAGGUCUUUCGCUCCCAUGCCAUCUUCUGACGCCGACGAGAUGGCAGAGCAGUGGUUCUGCGGUGCAGAAUGCUGCGAAGCCACUGCUGCCCACGCGCUGCACGUCGUCAACAGCCUGCACCAGCGCUCCACACUCACCCCCUCCUCCUGCCUCCUCUCUCAUACCUCCUUCGCCCUCCUCUCCUCACACCCCAAGUCAAUGCAGUCAACACAAAAUGCCUCCCUCGCCCUCCUCUCCGCACUCCCCAAGUCAAUUGAGUCAACUGCAAACACCACCAUUGCUCCUCCCUUCAGGAGGCCUGGAAAUCUUGAUUUCAGUCAAAAGGCUUCUCUCCAAAACCCGGCGACUAACAAGUCGCAUGAUACGAGUGCUGCUGCUGGCAUAGCCUCUCAUAUGCAAAACCUCUCUCUCAGUAACAACGACUCUGCCUUUUCCAACAGCCACCAGAGCACCAACGGCAGCAGCAACGGCAGUUACUCCAGUAGUGCCCAACUACCUCUGUGCCCACCGAGUAUGGGUGAGGCCAAUCGACAAGGCAGUGAUGAAGUGGGUCAACCGAGCCAAUGCAGUCAACAGGGAAGAAAUGCAGGGGGGAUGCAGGCGGAGGAGUGUCAGCAGCUUGCAGAAGCGCGGCGAGUACCACCUGAGGUGCGGCAGCCAGCAGAGGAGCAUCAGCAGGCAGAGGAGCACCUGCUGGUGUCUAACCUGGUACCAGAAGGAGGUCCGUGGGAGGAGGUCUCAUGUGGGGGGUGUGGCAGGGCGGUUGGGGCGAGAGGGAGGUCCAGGAGCAGCACUCCGAGAACAGACUCGUGGAGAAGUGGGAAGGUGGGGAGAAGUGCAGGGGUGGAGGGAGGAGGGGCGAGCGAAUCAUUGGGAGAAGGGAGAGAGGGAGUGGAAGGGAGGGUGGAGCACCUUUUCUUGCACAUGGUGGAUCCAAGGCCUGUUCACAUGGUUAGUCCCAUGGAUGUAACGUGCGGAUCAUCUGGACGCAUGAUGACGCCACCAGCAGACGCCCUGACGUCAUCAGUCGACGACGGUGACGGGAGGGUUGUGGCAGCAGUCAGUGCGGCUUCAGCGGCAGAGGCAGAGGGGAUAAGGGAAGGAGAAGCCGCAGAAGCCGCGCCAGAGGCAGACGGUGCGCCAGCAGAAUUGACAGACGAAUUGCUUGGCAAGGUCACAUGCGUCGACUUAAAAUGGCCAUUUCCUACGCUUGCGACCUGCUUCUCCUCCCUGCUCUCUGUCCAUCUCUCCACCCCAUCCGCCCCAAGCCGUUUGGUCCUCCGCUCCGUCGCCUCCCACCAGCCCCUCCUGCUGCUCGUGCUGCUCAGCGCCCACACCGCCAUGGGGUGGGGCGAGUGUGGGGAGGCGGGGAAGGGGGAGGAGAGGGAAGAGGGGGACGGAGGUGUGUUGGAGUAUGGGGGAAGCAAGGAGGGGGAGGAGGGGGAGGAGGGAGAAUCCAAGCCUGUAUCCACUGAGGCUGGAAAGACUUAUGAAAAGAGGACGGACAACAGCGAUGGAAAGAGGAGAAGCAUCGGCACAGUCACUGCGGCUCAAGUGCAGAUACCACACAAUCAAGUUGGCUCGUUGACACAAACCAGGAGGGGCUGUAGCGGUGGUGGCUUGAGGCGAGUUGUGAAGCUCAUGUGGAAGGCUGUUGCCGCUAAUAAUGACUCCAGACGGGAGGCAGACACGUGGGCUGCCAAGGGUCAUGCGGAGGACGUGUACGCGAUGCCUGUCACGGCAACGGAGCUGCAGACCUGCUUGCGCGAUAAUUCUUUGCUCCUGCCGCCCACGUGCCGGGAAUUCAACAGCUUCAUCAUCUCGUUUUUGGAGGUUUAGCCAGGAAGGAGUGGAAUAUGGCACAUGAAUCAUGAUGCUUGCACAGUUAGUCUUUUAGGUUUUACCUUCAAUCUAUGCAAUCCAGUCAGAUGCAUGUGGAAGACCUUGUUUCUAUGCUUGUAACAGGUUGAAGUGUAACGAAUGUAGAAUGUGCAGUGCAAUUGUCGUAGGUCGUCGUAGUUGCAGCUGUCAAUA
Closterium sp. NIES-67 is the source of this 3720-nucleotide messenger RNA. NCBI's taxonomy places the organism in Eukaryota, Viridiplantae, Streptophyta, Zygnematophyceae, Desmidiales, Closteriaceae. The record is from the annotation of a GenBank genome assembly.